AAUGCCAUGUGUAGUCGCGUGUCCGUCACAGAAAUGUGUCCGGGUUGAGAUGCAGGACAUGUGGGGGAAUAAAUGAGAAUAUAACAUAUAUAUGAAAGCAGGAUCAUUUCAGUUCGAGGCUGAACAGAAUAAUUGUAUGAAAUUAGUAACGUUAAGCUUAUAAGAGAUCCGCGUGCUGUAGAUUGUAGUAUUGUGUGUGUGUGUCCUGCAUGGUGAAGGGCUGCUGGUGAUCAGGAUUAAUAAGAAGAAGAAUCAAAGGAAGACUCCUUUUUAAACAAGAGUGAUUUAAUAGGGUGUGAGUAAGAUGAGUCUGUUGCCGAGAACAGCGGAAGAGUUCAGCUCUGCGGAUUACUGGGAGCGGUUUUUCCGCAAACGGGGAGAAAAAGCCUUUGAGUGGUAUGGGGACUACACCUCCCUGUGUGGCGUGCUGCACAAGUACAUCAAACCACGUGAGAAGGUUUUAGUGGUGGGUUGCGGAAACUCAGAGCUGAGCGAACAGCUUUACGAUGUCGGCUACCACCACUUAACCAACAUCGACAUUAGUGAGACGGUUGUUGCUCACAUGAACCAGCGAAACGUGCAACGCCGUCCCGACCUCACCUUUCAUCAGGUGGAUGCCACUCAGACGGGUUAUGAAAGCGGGAGCUUUCAGGCUGCUCUGGACAAGGGAACUCUAGAUGCCAUGGCCUCGGAAGAGGAGGGCAUCGUGGCCGGCAGGAUGCUGGCCGAGGUUGGCCGGGUUCUGGCUGUGGGCGGCCGUUACGUCUGCGUGACUCUCGCCCAAGAGCAUGUGAUAAAGAUGGCAGUGGAGCAUUUUGCUGAAGCCGGCUUUGCUGUCCGUAUUCAUUGCCUGAGCCAGCAGAAUGCAGACUCCUCAUUCUCACUUCCUGUAUUUGUUCUAGUCUGCACCAAGUUCCGCCAGCCCGCUCCCUUCAAAGUGCUGGAGAUGUGCCAGGGGGAGGACGGUACCCUGUGUAGACUGGCAUCGGUUGCUGAGCUCUUAGCUGCAGUAAAGGAACGGCAAGCGUACGCUCUCAUGCUCCAGAAGCUGAAGGGGUCUACGGAUACUUCCAGCACAUCCUCCCUCACGCUGUGCCACGCAGCCACGGGUCGUCCCCGAUACACACUCACGGUGCAGGACAGUCUGCCAUCUGCCAAAGUACCCCGUGCCAACCACUUUGCUAUUUUUAUUGUUCCUCAGGGUCGAGAAUCCGAUUGGUUGUACGGUUCUGCCGAGGGUCGCGCUCAGCUAGCCGCCAGCGCAAACUUCCGCCGAUUGAUCGUUGUUGCAAUGCAUCGAGACCAGGAAUAUGAAGACAUGCAAGCAGUCCAGUCCGAGCUCUCCAUGGUGAUGGAACUGGCACCUCCUGGAAUGCCAGCCAAUCAGCAGGUGCCGUUUUUGUCUGUUGGAGGUGACCUGGGCUGGAGGGAGGUGGUGGGCCGAGGCAUCAGUACCCUAACCGGCGAGUAUUCUGUUGAAGAUGUCCGAGGAGAAGACGGUCAUAUCUACCGUAGAUUGAUCUUCAUGAAUAACACUCAGCUGGUGCAGUCGGAAAGCCGCCUACGAUCCACUUCUACAACUGGUUCUGUGCAGAAAAAAAAGAGCAAAAAGAAAUCGAAGGCUCCCACUGCUGAAACUCCAGCUUCGGUUAACAAGAAUCACACUGUAGAUCGAGGGUUUCUCUGUUGUACUCAUCACGAGGUGAUGAUCGCAGGCUUUGCCAUGUUGGGAAAGGAGGCCGUCAGUAAUAAAGACCGUCAGGUAUCAGUGUUGGUGGUGGGGCUGGGCGGUGGAGGGCUGCCCCAGUUCAUACGGGAUUUUGUGCCUGGCGUGCUGGUGGAGGUUGUGGAACUCGACCCAGCUGUACUGGAGAUGGCAAAAACCUGGUUCGGGUUCCAGCCUGACGAUAGACUGAAGGUAACCCUGGGAGAUGGUCUAGAACACAUCAACACCUUGGAGAGUAAGGGGGGACAUUCCUAUGAUGUCAUCAUGUUCGAUGUUGACAGUAAAGACCGCUCCCUGGGCAUGAGCUGCCCUCCGCCUGCCUUUGUAGAAACAUCCCUUUUGGAGAAAGUCUGCAAGUUGUUAACUCCUCGAGGAGUGUUUAUGUUAAACUUGGUGUGUCGUGACUCAGCUCUGAGGCAGUCAGUGUUGGAGCGUUUGCAGGACGCGUUCCCGAGUGUUCUCUCUCGUCCCAUUGAGGGUGAAGUAAACGAGGUGCUGCUGUGUUCCCGGACUGGGGGUGAACGAGACAAACCAAACACCAUCCCAAAAGAGCUACAGCAGACAGCCAAACACCUGCAGGGGACACUGCAGAGCCACAAUGCUCCCUUUAAACCUCAAAUAGACAUUAUUGCAAUGCUGAAAGACUUGCGAGUAGCUUGAACGGGCUGUCGGGGCCCGUAUGUGUGC
Silurus meridionalis is the source of this 2413-nucleotide messenger RNA. It is a transcript of the gene mettl13, whose product is annotated as methyltransferase 13, eEF1A lysine and N-terminal methyltransferase. The record is from RefSeq and is a predicted model, not a curated record. NCBI's taxonomy places the organism in Eukaryota, Metazoa, Chordata, Actinopteri, Siluriformes, Siluridae.